This is a messenger RNA of Geodia barretti, 1051 nucleotides long. The record is from the annotation of a GenBank genome assembly. NCBI's taxonomy places the organism in Eukaryota, Metazoa, Porifera, Demospongiae, Tetractinellida, Geodiidae.
CUAACUUGCGCGGAGCUCAUGACUUUACACUUGACCUGAGCUGAAAAGCGCCAUGUGGAGCCGAGCAGGCGGUUUGAGGAGAUUGCAACGUAUAUGCAGCCUUUCCAGCUACCACAUGCGGUCGUCUUUACCCCGCAUUCUCCAUUAUUCAAGAAGUUGCACAACUUCUUCUCACAUGGAGGUGUCACGGGAGGUUGCUAAUGCUGUUGCUAUGGGAUACCCAGUAGUUGCCUUGGAGACGACCCUUGUGACCCACGGCUUACCUUACCCGGACAACAUAAACAUUGCUAGGGAAAUGGAGGAGAUAGUCCGAUCUAAUGAUGUCAUACCAGCCACCAUAGGGGUACUGGAUGGAAAAAUUUACGUCGGUAUGACAAACGAUCAGUUGGAGCAACUGGCAGAUAUGGCUCACGUUGGCAAAGCUGUCAAGAUAUCUCGUCGAGACCUUGCCCAUACUAUCUCCCAGGAGAAGAGUGGAGGAACUACAGUGGCAGCCACUAUGAUGUGUGCAGAGCGUGCGGGGGUCAAGAUUUUUGUCACUGGGGGGCUGGGCGGGGUUCACAGAGGGGGAGAAACAACUAUGGACGUGAGUGCUGAUGUCGUGGAACUGGGACGAACGCCAGUGGCAGUGGUGUGUGCUGGAAUAAAGUCAAUUCUGGACAUUGGGAGGAGCCUAGAGGUUCUAGAAACUGAGGGAGUCGCCGUGGCAACACUAGGGGAAUCCCCAGAUUUUCCUGCAUUUUUCUCGCGAUCUAGUGGCUACAAGGCUCCAUUUUGUGUUGAGUCUGAGACUGCAGCUGCAAGGCUAAUAGACGUGAGUAUCGGUCUCGGCGUCGGGUCCGGAGUGGUGAUAGCAGUGCCCAUCCCGGAGGAGCUGAGUGCUGAAGGGAGAGAAGUGGAGGAGGCCAUUCAGGUGGCUCUGCAGGCUGCUGAGUCGGAAGGGAUAAAGGGCAAAGAAGUGACGCCAUAUGUCCUCCAGAGAGUGAACCAACUAACUGGAGGGAAAUCACGUCAAGCAAGUAAACCCUCCCCCCUUUUCUUGCAUCGAUCA